Molecule: messenger RNA, 1815 nt
Organism: Cololabis saira (Pacific saury)
Lineage: Eukaryota; Metazoa; Chordata; Actinopteri; Beloniformes; Belonidae
Product: deoxyribonuclease-1-like
Exons: 10
Coding region: 237-1181 (314 amino acids)
Biological process (GO): DNA catabolic process
Cellular component (GO): nucleus
Molecular function (GO): DNA nuclease activity
Source: RefSeq, a predicted model, not a curated record
GGUUCUUGUAUCGCACUUCUCUUUUUGUUCUGGCUGCUCUUGUCACCAGUUCUUUAUCCCUGAAGUCCAAAAACUUCAUAAUCAGCAUAAUCAGCGUGCGGGGUGAAGGAUUAUUGCGUGCGCUUGGUCCGAUCCUGUGCGCCCUCUCCCCCGUCAGCUCCGUGCGCCCCAGUGGGAGUUCCAGCGCGUCCGGCAUCCUCCCCCCGUCCGCUGAGUCCGCUCCCUCCGACUCAGCCAUGAAAGACUUCUCCUCUCGUCGUUCCGUCCUCCUCCUUUUCUGUGUCUUCAGCCUCUCUGUCUGGACGCCGGCAGCGUCGGAGUUCAGGAUCUGCUCGUACAACGUCCAGAACUUCAACUUGGAUAAAGCCUCCAACUACAGAGUGUUGCACACGCUGACGCGGAUCGUGUCCCGCUGUGACAUCUGCCUCUUGCAGCAUGUGGUGGAUCCGGACGGUAAAGCCAUCGGCGCUCUGCUAGCUGCCCUCAACAGGGAAUCUGAAAGGUACAACGGACAUCGCUAUAAGUCAGUGACCAGUACGAGUCUGGGAAACUCUCCAGACGACAUGGAGCAGUAUGUUUUCAUCUUCAGGCCACAGCAAGUGAAGGUGACGGGAGAGCAUCAGUACAAGGGAAAGCUGUCCUUUGACAGACCACCGUUUGUCAUCCGGUUUCAAAGCACUAAAACUGCUAUCAAUGAGUUUAUUUUGGUUCCCCUCCACUCUAACCCCAAGAAGGCCGUCCAGGAGAUCGACCAGCUCUACAACGUCUUUGAGGAAGUCAGCAGGAAGUGGAACAACAGCAACGUGAUGUUCCUGGGCGACUUCCACGCCGGCUGCGCCUACGUGACCCGCAAAGACAGGAAGAGCAUCAGGCUGUACAAGAACUCCAACUUCUCCUGGCUGAUCGGAGACCGAGCAGACACCACCGUCACUGACUCCACCACCUGCCCGUACGACAGGAUCGUGGUCCACGGAGAACCUUUCCUGAAGGCGAUCGUGCCGUUCUCCAGUCAAGUGUUUAAAUUUGGGGAAGAUUUUAAACUUGAAAAGAGGAAGGUGCUGGAGGUGAGCGACCACUACCCGCUGGAGGUGACGCUAAAGAGCUCCGCCCCCCUGCUUCAGGCCACACCCCUCCUCAUCCUCCUAACUGUGAUUGUGCGGUUCUUCAUGCCCACUCUGUGAUAGUUUGCUCGAGUCUUGGGCACCAAAUUUGCCUGGAUGUUUUUUUUUUUUUUUUUGUUUUGUUUUGUUGAAAUCUACAUGACCAGAUUUUUUUGUUUUUUUUUUUGUUUUUUUUUUUUUAUCAAACUUUACAAAAAUAAAGCCAACCUCAGGAAUGGGUCAGAGUAGUUUUUAAACUGUCCUUGUGUCUGUAAAUACCCCAAUAAAUGAUAUUUAAAGACUAUGAGCAAAAAUUAGAGAUUACUACAAUGUGGGGCUUUAUUAUUAUUAUUAAGUAUGUUGUUAUUAUAAGUGUGGUUUGUAUUAAUGAAGAUUUCUGAAUGAUGUUUUUAUUGUAAGAUUUGUGACGCAGUCUUCGUUGCAGCUUCCGGAUUCUUCGGGGUGUUAGGUGGACGUCUGUUUGCCAAAGAGCACAUUCAGGGCAGGGAGUUGAACCACCGCCUCAGCAAGUGUUGGUGCCUUUUAUAACUGUAUUAUUUGAAUGGCAUUGUUGGGCAAUGCUGCUUAAUUUUUCUCAUGUUUUCUUUCAUGUGUUUCACACGUUCUGUUCAGGAAAUGAUGUCAGUACUUCAGGAGAUUUUAACAUUUUAUGUCAUUUUCAUAAUCAGUAAAGUUGUCAAUCUUCUAAAACUUG